AGGUUCACUUACAGGUAAGCCACAACAGCCAAAUGCGUAUUCAUGGGUGCAGUUGUUUUUGUUUGCUGCCUCACUUCCUCCUUCCCCAGAGGGUUUUCAGUGUUGAGCCUAGGCCAGGAAGGAGAAACCGGCAAUAUGAGGUUCUUAAACAAAAGAUUAGCAUGUAGAGGUGGUAGAGUAAGGACUGUUUGUUUUGUUCUCAUCAGGAUCAAGUGGAAAGAAGCCUGUCCUUCAGCUGUCCUACUCCAAACAGGACUUGCACAAAGGCCUCCAGGGAGCGUUCCUGUCUUUAAUCACACACAGUUCAGAGGCGGUUAAUUGCUAGACUUCCACUGCAGAGACCAAAGAUGGAGUUAGUUAAAACCAUUCCCCCUUGUCCUAUCACUCUCCGCCCUCGUAAAACCUAUGGAAAGGAAGUACAGAUGCCUGAAGAUGACAGGAGCAAAAGAGAUACUACAGAGAAGAUCAUGGAUUGCUACAGGAAGUAUGCAGCUGUCACUUUGACCAUUUUGUCUGUAUUUCUGCAUCUUCUUCAUACUUUCCCAGAUGGAGAAUUUCUCAUGCAGGGUUGUCCAGAGUGCAAGCUAGGGGAGAACAGAUUCUUUUCAAAACCAGGAGCCCCCAUUUACCAGUGCACUGGAUGCUGUUUCUCCCGGGCCUAUCCCACUCCAAUGAGAUCCAAGAAGACCAUGCUUGUUCCAAAAAACAUUACAUCAGAAGCAACGUGCUGCGUAGCAAAGGCUUUCACCAAGAUUACCCUUAAGGACAAUGUGAAGAUAGAGAACCACACAGACUGUCACUGCAGUACCUGCUACUAUCAUAAAUCUUAAAGCCUGUCCCUUUGUUAAUGACCAAGGACAACGGUGAAUGGAAUAUUUGUUUUUCAGCUUUUAUAGCAACGCUGUGUAUAAUCUUGUGUUUUCUGGUCAAGACACCAAGUAGACUUUUGAAUGAGAUGGAUGGCUGUUUUAUUUCCUCCCUGCUUCUUCAUGCAUUUAAGUAAGUUUAACUAUUUCCAUUAGGGAUUAGAUGCAGCACUUGCAUGACAACCAUAACCUUGAUCUGUUUUUAAAAUAAACUGUCAGAUAAAUUGUCAAUGUUUCUUGAGGAAAAAUGAUGAUUUCAUAGCU
This is a messenger RNA of Centrocercus urophasianus (Greater sage-grouse), 1130 nucleotides long. RefSeq names its product glycoprotein hormones, alpha polypeptide (gene CGA). NCBI's taxonomy places the organism in Eukaryota, Metazoa, Chordata, Aves, Galliformes, Phasianidae. Gene Ontology annotation, biological process: thyroid hormone generation; positive regulation of steroid biosynthetic process. The coding region runs from base 348 to 830 and encodes 160 amino acids. The transcript has 5 exons. Gene Ontology annotation, molecular function: follicle-stimulating hormone activity. Gene Ontology annotation, cellular component: follicle-stimulating hormone complex; extracellular region. The record is from RefSeq and is a predicted model, not a curated record.